Aspergillus ochraceoroseus IBT 24754 is the source of this 1581-nucleotide messenger RNA. RefSeq lists its product as uncharacterized. The transcript has a single exon. Bases 426 to 1253 code for a protein of 275 amino acids. Lineage: Eukaryota; Fungi; Ascomycota; Eurotiomycetes; Eurotiales; Aspergillaceae. The record is from RefSeq and is a predicted model, not a curated record.
AUUAUCCCUGUGCUUGCUUUGCUUUUUUUUUUUUUCCCCCCGACUGGUUUGAACUGGCACACGGCGGUCGAUAUAAAAAGGUAACGAGUUGGCCAAAUUCACCCUCCCCCCCCCGCUCCUUUCCUUCUUUUCCUGCGAAUCUUUUAUAUCAAGUUGAUAUAUGAUAUGAUAUAUCUUUGAUGUUGCCCGUCAACCUACCCCGUAGAAAACGGAGUAUGGGAUUGGUGGUGCAGUCAUUUUGCAACCAUGGUCGGGGCUGCGGUCUAUACUCGCUGUUCAUAGACUAAGAAUAUGGAAACAGGACCGAUCGGGUAGUUUUGCAGAUUGUAUCGCGUUUCCGUGUGCUUUCCCUGGUGGUGCGUCUAUCAGAUAUAGACGCCGGAGCCGGAGCCGGAGCUAGAGUUAGUCGUCGAGAAUUCCCAACGAUGGACCCGGACGGGGAGAGUACGAGGUGUUGCGAUGGGGGCAAUCUGGAGAGCGUUGCCGCUAGAACCCUCCUGCAACACUCAGAUUCAACACCGGCGGUAGCCGUGGCUGUCCCCUCCUUGUCAAGUGACAGUGCGUCGUCGGCUGCUGGGUCGUCAAGCUUGUCGUUGGACACGAUGUGGGCAUCAGACAUUGUAGGCCAUGGCAUCCUCGAAGACGACGGUACGGGGGCUCUCGUCGUCCCUCCCAGUCAUCCUCCCCAACAUCACCACCGCCAUCAUCGUCGUCGUCGUCGUCAUCUUCGUCAACGACAGCAUCUUAUUCAUCCCCCCUCUCCGUCAGCGCCACCUCUCAACCAACCCCACAGAUACAUAUGUCUCUUCCACAUCCUAGACUGUCAGGACACAUUCGAUGACGCCGAGGAAUGGAAAACCCAUGUCCUAAGUCACUUCCGAACCCACGAACCCCCAGACACGGCCCGGUGCCCUCUUUGCCCCGGCGAACGGUUCACCAGCACCCCGCACCACCGAGCGUGGGACCUCCUGCUCGAGCACGUCGACGUAGCCCACUAUCAGCAGGGCGAGACUCUAGCAGGGAGUCGACCCGAUUUCGAAUUAAUGCAGUAUCUCUACCGCCUGCGGGUGAUCAGCGUCGACCAGUUCAAGGUAAUGCAGCUUGCGCCGCCGCCGUCGAGCCCGGCAUACCAUCGCUCACAGGAACCUGUUCGCGCGAGUAUCGGCUCUUCGGAUGAGCCGUACUGUGCGCCUUAUAGUCGACGACGAGAGGAAAGAAUGCGCGGGCAGCGCCGGGGUGUCAAUGUUGCUUAAUCGAACCCCUUGCGUGGGCUCUAUCAGUCUCACAACCCUCCAGCAUACAUUAUACAAAACAUGUGCUCCCUGAAACCCAACCCUACCUGUACGGACCAGGAGGUGUGCGGGGUAUUUUACGUAUACCCUUGACAUCAUAUGAUAUCCUGAUAUCCAUCCAUCCCCUAGAAGGGGGCAAGAAGAAGAAGAAGAAGAAGAAGAAGAAACAAAAGAAAGCCUACCGGUUAGGCAAGAUGAGAAACACGAUGUAUGCAUAAUGCAAUUCAACCCGUUCUUCCAUGAUGGUUUUGAUUCUCUUUUCGCUUGACUGCUCGAUUCAACUCUUUAG